ACAAAAUUCUGUAAACUCAUUCACCUCCGGCAGUGGAAAUCCUGUUCAGUGAAAUCGCGAUUAUUCUCUAACAUUACUAGCAACAACUCACCGCUCUACGUGCGAAAGAUGUACGCCCCAGGAGGUAAUCAAGCAUUUGUUGGAGGCCCGUUCUGGAGCAACGGGCCAGCACCGGGUGCGUUCUACAAUUUCCCAGGUGGAGCUGCUGGUGUCCAGAGCGGGAUGCAAGCACAAACAGAAACUCCCGGCCAGUUCGGAACCCAGCGAUCCUACCAACCAGUCACUACCGGAUCGUCCGUGGUGGGGCUCAUGUUCCAGGAUGGUGUUGUGAUUGCUGCCGACAAGCUGAUUUCGUACGGUUCACUGGCCCGGUUCCACGAUGUUGAUCGUGUGUAUCGCGUUAACGAUAAGACGAUCCUCGGUAUCGGGGGCGAUUUCGCCGAUUUCCAGUACAUCAAGCGACACAUCGACCAGAAAGUUAUCGACGAUCAGUGUCUGGAUGAUAAGAACGAGUUGAAACCGCGCUCCUUCUAUAACUGGCUCACGCGCGUCAUGUACAACCGCCGUUCGGACUUCAAUCCCCUGUAUCUCGAUCUCGUGAUCGGUGGCAUGCAGGACGGUGAACCAUUCCUUGGGCACGUCAAUCUACGGGGCCGCUCGUACACUAGCAACGUGGUCGCAACUGGCUAUGGUACCCAUCUGGCACUGCCGCUAUUGCGCGAGUAUUCGGAAAAUCCGGCCGCCUACCAGACACUGAAGCAACCGCAGGCCACCGAUCUGAUGAAGCGUGUUAUGGAGGUACUGUGGUACCGAGAUUGCCGCAGUGAUCCCAAGUACUCGCAGGCCAUCUGCACGACAGCCGGUGUACAGCUCGAUGCCGAUUGCUUCGUAGCGCAAAACUGGGACCUGGCGCACACGAUCAAGGGCUACUAAGAUGUGGUCGAUGCAGGGCCAUCGAAGGAUACUUUUUUCCGUUCCUCAAUAAAUGCAAACUCUUCUAAUUAAACCGGA
Anopheles darlingi is the source of this 1011-nucleotide messenger RNA. It is a transcript of the gene Prosbeta7, whose product is annotated as proteasome subunit beta type-4. NCBI's taxonomy places the organism in Eukaryota, Metazoa, Arthropoda, Insecta, Diptera, Culicidae. The record is from RefSeq and is a predicted model, not a curated record. Bases 109 to 933 code for a protein of 274 amino acids. The transcript has 3 exons. Gene Ontology annotation, cellular component: proteasome core complex.